AUGGAAAAUUAGUUAUUAUAACAGCAACCAGAUAAUACUUAAGAAAGUAAAUAUUAUUUGUCAAAAGAAAAUGUCCAUGAUAGUUAAGCUAACGAAGAGUCUGAAAGCAAUUUGAAACCAUUAAAUAUGUUUUAGGAAGAUGAAGAUUAGGAGGAGGAAGAAGAAAAUAACUAUGACGAUGAUGAUUUAUAAAUUAUUUAAAGAUCUCAAAAUUCUUUUAAUGAUAGAUUAAGUGAUUUUGAUUUAGAUGCUAAAGAACAUUUUGCUUCUAUUUAUAAAGAUAGUGAUUUAAAUGACAGCAAAGAAGAUUAUAAUGAUAGAGAUUUAGAUAAUAAUAGCUACUUAAAUUCAGUUUUACAUAUUUCUAAAGUUAAAUAAUCUUCUGAAUUCAACAUAAAUCAGAGCAAUAUAAUGAAAGAAGAAGAUAGCUUUUUAAAAAAUGUUAUUAGAGAGAGUGAAGAAUUACAAAAGGAGUUAAGAUAGUUAGAUAUGUAUUAUUGGAAUUAAAAUCAGCUAAAAAAUUAGUAAGAAAAUUUGAAUUAGCUGAAUUAUAAUUAACAGUAAACUCAAGGAAUAAAUAAUUUUAUUAGUUCUUAAAAUGGUGAUUCAAAUGAGUAAUAAUAUGGAAAUGAAAUACAGCCUUAAAAUAAUGUUAAUGAUAAAUAGAAAAAAGGUUUAAAAAAGAAUGAUUCAAAAAACCAAUUAAUUUCAGUAAAUAAAGAAACUAAACAGGUAUUUAAAGACACUAAUAAAAAGUAAACAAUAAAAGCAUAGACAACAACAAAAAAGGAGUAAAAAGCAACUUCUUUCUCAGAAAAUAAAUAAAAAAAUAAUAAUCAAUUAGAUCAUAGAAUUAUUUAAACAGAGCCUUUCUAAGUAAGUGAAAGAUACUCAUAAAAAAGGAAAAAAUCAUAACACAGUUAAUAAGAUAAUAAGCAGAUAAAAUCAAGAAAUACCUCUACAAGCUAACCACGUUCUUAAAGUAAAGGAAAGGAAGUGAGGUCAAAGAAUAAAUGUAAUUUGAAAGAAGACACAUAGACAACAAGCGAGAAAAGCAAAAAAAAUAAAAAAUUAGUCCCAAAAAGCAAAGAAUCAUCAGCAAGUAAUAAGAAAUAAAAUGAAGAAAUCAUAUAAAUUAAAAGUAAUAAGCAAAGUUAUGGUGAAUAAAGCGAUUAAAAAUAGUAAUUAUCAAUGAAUCCUCUGCUUAUGAUUUCAGAUUUCGAUGAUAAUUUAAAAAAUAGCUAUUCAGAGUAAAUGGGUAUUAAUAUGCUUUAGUAAUUCAUGAUAAAAAAUGAUAUAAAUUCCUCUUCUUAUGUUCCAAAUAUCUUAAAUAAUAAUAAUUACAUUCAAGAAAUAUAAAAUUAGAAUAAUAAUUAAGAUUAUUAAAAUGUUUCAAACAUUUCAACCAAUCAUUAGUUUUUUCAUAAUGAAUAUUUAUAAGACCAAGUCCCAAAUUUGGAAAAUGAAUCAGAGCUAUUUGAUCAAGAAGAAGAAAAUCGCUAUGAAAAUGAUUCUGAAGAUCAUAAUUGCUCAAGCUACUCUUAAUUUUCUCAUGUUUAUGAUUCAGAAGAAGAAAAUAAAUAUUCUACUCAUUAAAAUUCUAAUUAUGAUAUUUAUUAGUAAUAGCAAAAUAAAUUAAACUAAUAAAGCGAUUUUAACUCAACAGGAGAUUUCUAAAAAUAAUAAAUUGUUCAAAAAUAAAAUAAUUUAUAGAAUAAUAAUUUAUAUUAAGUUAGUUAUCAAGAUAACACAAGAUUAAAUAACUAUUUUACUGAAGAAGAAGCAUAAAGAGGUUAUGACUAUAAAAUUUAAAAAUAAACUAAUUAAACUUAAUUUACAUUUAAUUCAACUAAUGGAGAUUGUAGUAAAAAUGAUGCUAAUACUCAAACUAUUUAUAACACAUCUAAUAAUACUCCAAGUAACAGAGAAACAUUUCAGUUAAAUAAAAUGUUAGGUUCUUCAAGCUCUGCAAGGUUGAGAAAUGCUGAUUCUAAUUCCUUGUGGGACUUAAGUUAAGACAAUGAAUCAGUCAUAAAAGACAAUUAAAUGAAAAUAGAUGAACUAAAACUAUCUUAAAAAGUAGCUGAAAAGAAAGUAUCAAAAAAAAAUAAAUCAAAUAAAACUUAAAAUACUAAAACAAAAGUAAAUAAAUCACCAAAAAAAAAGAUAGAAGCUAAAAAGAAAGUAUCAGGUAGUUAUCAUAGCAUUAAAGAAGUAAAGAGUAACAUAACUACUUAAAGGAAAGGGAAAGAAACCAUAAAUUCUAAAACUAGUUUAAAUAAUAUUUAAUCAGAUAAAAACUGUGAAACAGAAGCUAAUUUGUAUUCAAAUACUUCAAAUGAACAAAAUAUCAUACAUUAAUUAGAGAAAUAGUUACAAGAAAAAGAUUAAUUGAUUGACUUACUUAAAAAAUAAAACAGCAGUCUCAAAUAGAAAUUACUCAAUACAUAAAAGCAAAAAAGAGAUUAAACACAUUCAAGUGCUUCGAAUUAUUCAUAGCAGCAUUAAUAGAACGGUAUGAUUGAAUAGCUUAGUAUUGCUAAGAGGCUUCAAGAAACAAAUAAGAUUCUUAUAGAUAGAAUCAAAGAAUUAGAUUUGAAAAGAUAGCAAUAGACGGCCACAAUAGAGCAUAAAAAUGAGCAAUUUAAGAUCCUUAAAUAGAAAUAUAGCGAGUUAAAGAAAGAAUUUAGGUGCAAAAUUAAAAAGAAUAAUGACCUGAAAAAAGAAAAUGAGUUAAUAAAAUAAAUAAAAAGUGAAAUUACUCCAUAAAAUAUAGAUUACACAUAAUUAGUUUAAGCACUAGCUUAAAUUUCCUAACAUUCUGACUUCAAAGAUUAAUUUGUUAACAGAGAAAGGGAAGAUAUGUCUAGAGGAACUUUUUAUACUUAAAGGAGUUCUGCAUUAGGGGAUUAUGGGGAUAAUAAAAUAAAUCAAUUGCAUGCCACUCACAAAAUUAAGUAAGAUUAAUAAGUAAAAAAGAAAGAUGUUAAAAACAAUAUUAUAAAUGAAGAAAAUUAUUACAACUAAAGUAUUUAAAACAUUCAGCAGUAAAAUAAAUCAGUUAAUACAAACAAUCAAAGUGAUAUUUCUUAAAAAAAGAAAAAUGCUGCUUUGAAUAGUAAAAAAAAUUCUACAUAAACAAUAAAAACUCUAAAAUCAGAAAAAUUAAAAUAAAACAAAUGA
This is a messenger RNA of Tetrahymena thermophila SB210, 3183 nucleotides long. RefSeq lists its product as hypothetical. The transcript is spliced from 6 exons. NCBI's taxonomy places the organism in Eukaryota, Ciliophora, Oligohymenophorea, Hymenostomatida, Tetrahymenidae. The record is from RefSeq and is a predicted model, not a curated record.